GAUCUCCAUCAUUCCCAUCACAUCUUCGCCUCCCAACCGUCCUUCCUCCCCCGGCUUCCCUCCUCCGUUCUCCGGUUCCGAUGAAAAGAAAUAUUUAAGAAAGUCUGUACUCAGAUAAAAUAAGAGAUAAAUAGGGAAAGAGAGGAGGAAAAAGGAAGAAGAAGAGGAGAAUGAGGGAGAGAGGGGUGAUGGUUGGUUUAAUUAAGGCCGGUUCCUUUAUACCUCCUUCUCUGCUCCUGCUCCCCAUGUGAUAAAACUGAAGAGAAAGAAGAGGAAAAGAAGGGAGAAGAGACGCGAGAGAUGGCGUCGUCUCGGGGCACGCGGGCCGAGAAGGUCCGGCGGAUCUUCGAGCGGUUCGACGGGAACGGCGAUGGGGGUCUGAACCGGGAGGAGAUGACGGCGCUGGUGGUCGCCGUCAAUCCCCGCGUCAAAUUCAGCGACGAGCAGAUCGGCGCCAUCCUCGACGAGGUCUUCCGCACUUACGCCGAGUUCAUCCACACCGACCGCGGCCUUACCCUCGAUGGCCUCCUCCGCACCUACGAUGACGGCGCCGGCGACGUCGAUCGCGACUUCGACGCCCUUGACCUCCACCUCCCCGGCGAGACCGAGGCCGCCGCCUCCACCUCCGUCGCCGCCACUGCUGCAUCCUCCUCCAUCGUCGACGAUCCCCUCCUCUCCGUCCCCAAGGCUGCCGUCCCCCGCGCCGCUGCGCCCCCUUGGGCCACUUCCCCCAACCAUGGGAUCGUCUACGAUUCCUCCUGGACUCUCCUAGACGACCUCGAGAUCCUCGUCAAGCGCCUUCGCUCCAAGCACCUCCAGAAGUCCGCUUCCACCGCGGGCGACAACAGUAGCGGCAACAACAACAACUUCGACUCCUUCUCGGAGGCCGGGUGGUCGCGCGAGAUGGGCCCGGACUCCGAACGGCGAGUAGUCAUCUGGGACGAGACCGGCCGCGACUACCUCGUCUUCGUCAAGGAGGUCGCCGCCCUCCGCGGCCGCGCCGACGGGGCCCGCUCUCGCGACGAGGCCUUCGACAACCACAUGGCCCUCGGCCGCGCCCUCUACGAGCACCACCUCUUCCGCGACGCCCUCCGCAGCUUCCGCCGCGCCUGCGAGCUCCGCCCCACUGACGUCCGCGCUCACUUCCGUGCGGGCAAUACCCUCUACGCCCUCGGUCGCCACGCCGAGGCCAAGGAGGAGUUCCUCCUCGCCCUCGAGGCCGCCGAGGCCGGCGGCGCCCAGUCCGCCGACAUCCUCCCCCAGAUCCACGUCAACCUCGGCAUCGCCAUGGAGGGCGAGGGCAUGAUCCUCGGCGCCUGCGAGCACUACCGCGAGGCCGCCAUCCUCUGCUCCACGCACUUCCGCGCCCUCAAGCUCCUCGGCAGCGCCCUCUUCGGCGUCGGCGAGUACCGCGCCGCCGAGAAGGCCUUGGAGGAGGCCGUCUUCCUGCGGCCGGACUAUGCUGACGCCCACUGCGAUCUCGGCUCGGCCCUCCAUGCCAUGGGGGAGGACGAGAGGGCCAUCCAGGAGUUCCAGAAGGCGAUAGAUUUGAAGCCCGGCCACGUCGAUGCUCUGUAUAACCUCGGGGGCUUGUUCAUGGACGCCGGCCGGUUCGCAAGGGCGUCGGAGAUGUACACCAGGGUUUUGGCCGUCCGGCCGAACAAUUGGCGGGCGCAGCUGAACAAGGCUGUGGCUUUGUUGGGCGCUGGGGAGACGGAGGAGGCCAGGAAGGCCCUCAAGGAGGCCUUCAAGAUGACCCAGAGAGUGGAGGUCUACGACGCCAUUGCCCAUCUAAAGACGCUCCAGAAGAAGAAGCCGCCGAAAGGGAAUGGUGCCGAGGGAGAGGUGGCUUUCCUCAUCGUGGAGCCAUCCAAGUUCAAGAGGGUGGGAAGGAAGACCACUUUGAGGCAGGAUUUGGCCAAUGCCCUGGACAUAAGGGCAUUCCAGAGGGUCACGAGGUUGAGCCGCUGUGAUGUGGACCUCUUGGAGAAGGAAAUGAAUGAGACUGAUGUUCCGAUAUCCUACUCUGGUAGUGGAGUUGCAGAGAAAUCCAUCCGCAAGGCUGCCCUGGAAGCAAUUCUCCGAAGGUUGCUUCGGUUUCUCAAGCCCGAGACAUUUCAGGGGGCUGUCAAAGCAAUCAAUGAGAAGGUUCUUUCUGUCUUGGAUCCCACUGGAUCGGGCCGCGUUGAUCUGGGGCUGUUCUUUGCUGUUCUUGCUCCCAUUUGCUCAGGGCUGCUCGAGAAGCGCAAGCGGGCUGUCUUUGAUGCGCUUCUAUGGCGGUCUAACAGUGAUGGAGGGACACAGAUUAGGAGAAGCGAUGUGAUCACAUAUAUUAAGCUGCUGCGUGCGGUUUAUAUCCCUUCACAUGGUGUCAGUGACAUGUUCGAAUUGCAUGGAGAGUCGGAUCCGUCUAUGGUUUCAUAUGCAGAGUUUCUCGAGAUGUUUAAUGAUCCAGAUUGGGGUUUUGGAAUUUUAGGCACCUUGGUGAAGCUUGAAGCUGGCGACCGAAUUCGUCAUGGCCGGCACACCUGCUCGAUAUGUAGGUACCCAAUUAUAGGGUCUAGGUUCAAGGAGACAAAGUAUCGUUUCAGCUUGUGCAAUCGUUGUUACAGUGAAGGGAAGGUGCCAUCGGAUUGCAAGCAGGAGGAGUACAGGUUCAAAGAGUAUGGAAGCGAGUCUGAAGCUAUGAAAGAUAAGUGCAUGUGCUUUAAUUUACAUUCUAAGAGCUCGCAAGGUGAUCUUUGAUGAGAUAAAGAAUCUGUAUCAUGUAGUUGUCAGAUCAGAUCUUGUGCAAACAUGUUUGUGGUAAGCUGGGAGUAUGUCUGAUUAGCAACCCAUAUUUUGUAAACUAAAUGUUUGUUCAGGUAGGUUAGUUUUUCUCUUUCCUUGUCUAGGGGACAGUUGUAUUAAUUCUUUGUUAAUUAGUGCUUGACAAUGAUGGAUAUAUGCAAGGUGACUGCUGUUACUCUGUAAUUCUAAUGAUGUUUGGUUAUAAAUAUUUCUAUAGUUGUAGCUGUAUA
Molecule: messenger RNA, 3020 nt
Organism: Phoenix dactylifera (date palm)
Lineage: Eukaryota; Viridiplantae; Streptophyta; Magnoliopsida; Arecales; Arecaceae
Product: putative TPR repeat-containing protein At1g05150
Cellular component (GO): plasma membrane
Molecular function (GO): calcium ion binding; protein binding
Source: RefSeq, a predicted model, not a curated record